AUGCCCCGACACGUCCGAUUCGCGUCCCGUUCGCGUUACCAAGGUCUGAGUAGUUAUAUCGGUUAAAUGAUUUGGAACGUGAUAAAUAAAAAGGAGAAAGUUGUGAUGAGAGAUAAUUUUUCAUUCCUUGCAUUAAUAUGAAUAUUUUUAAAAAGUCAAACUUGUUUCUUUUCAAUUAUUGAUAAGCUCUCCCUUUUUUUGAACUAUUUCUUGUCAAAUUUUAGUAAAAUAAAGAUUUUUUUCUUACUUUUUACAAAGGCUGAUGUUAUGCUUCUUCACUUAAUUUUUUUCACGAAUUUUUUUGAACUUUGAACUUUUUCAUGUUGAAUAAAUUUUUGGAUGUUUCUUUAAAAACUCAAAAAUCGUGAACAUAAAAAUGGGAAAAAUGCAAUUUUUAAGAGCUUUUCCUUGCGUGUCAAGCGGUGUACUCGAAACAAGACAAAAAAAUAACUAUUUCUAAGAAAGAAAAAUUUGGUUUUUUUCGGAAAGAAAAAUGAGAAUUCGUGCAGAAAAAGUCAUAAAUUCGUGUUCUGAAAUUAUUUUUUUAAAUUUUAAACUUUGUACUUUUUGAUUUUGACGUUCUCCCUCGUUUUUUUGAUUCUUCACUUUCGAAACGUUUCUAUUUCGAUAUAUUUGUAAAAAUAUUGUAUUAAUCCUAGUGAAAAUAAUAUAGGUGUAUUUCAGAUUUUUUUCAUCUUUAAAAUUUUUUUUGAGUAAAAGUAUGUGUUUAUGUAUUGUAACUAUUUUCCCGGACAGAUAAUCCUUUUUUUCGAAGCUGUUGUGCUCGAAAAAAAUGAAUAUGACAGUAUAAACUUGAUUUUUUUGGCGCAAAAAAAUAAAAAUUACAGUGAAAAAAACUCACAAAAAAAUGAUUUUUUUAAUGUCUGAAGUAGCAUGUUUUUUCGUUUCAAAAUAGUUUUUCUUUUUAAUUCUUGACUUUUUGACUCAAGAAGCCCGUUAUUUCUCGAUUAAACUCUCAGUUUGCCUGCUCUUUAGCUCCUUUUUCCAUCCAGAACUUACCAAACUAAUAAAACCUCAUUAGUCACCGCUUCCCAAUUCGAAAAACUUAUACAUUUGGAAAAAGAAGCGAAAAAGGAGCUGGAGCCAUUGUCAUGACGACUGGCGGCGUCUAAAAUCACACUGAUUAGUCGCUUUUCACCACUUCUCCACUUGGAAUUCAUCUCCGAGGAGAUUAGAAGAGCGACUUCUUCCGCCACGUGCUUCCCAUCAAAGGGAAAAACUUCUGCUGCCCCGAUUUCUUAUCCCUUUUUCAUUUUCUCUUUAUUCAUCGCCUAUUUGUAGAUGGACGGAUUAUUUUGGCCUGCUUUUAUAGAUUAAUCUUCCUGUUGAAAAGAAAUUUUCUUCGUUGCGAAAACUACUCCGUUUACUUUCGGGUCGUCAUCAAAGCAUAUAGACUAGAAAAUUGUGAGCCUUUCCUUUUUUUGGUUUUUUUCUUUUCAGUCCAAGACCAUUUUUUUGAAAAAAAUCUCGCUGAUCCUUUAGAGUCGCACGAUUGAAAAGAUAAAUUUUUCCUCUAUUUUUCGUUAAAUUCUUCAUUUUUUCGGAUAAAAUCCAAUGAACAUUAUUUGGAAUGGUUUCGAAUGAUAAUAUUCGACAAGUUUUCUGUUUUUUUCCUUUUUUUCAAGUUUUUUUAAGUUGAUUUUUACAGUUUUUUUGUUGUUUUUAAGUAAUCUAUUUAUUAUAAAAAUAUCUUCAGAGACUACUGGAAAAUUCUCUAGUGGUCACUCAAGAGGUACUCAAAGGCUAAUUGAAGAGGACACUCAAGUGGCCACUAAAACAACCCUUCUAGAGUUUUUUGUGGCCACUAAAGUAGUUUUCAGUGGUCUAGUAGCCCCUGCGACUCCUAAAGUGGCCACUAAUUUUUAGCCCCUAAGGGUCUACUAAUUCGACUACUAUGAUGACCACUAAAAGGUCCAAACCCUAAAGUGACCACUUAAAAAUUUCCCAGUACCUUCCCAAAUCUUUUCAAAAUGAUAUUCUUUCGAUCUCCAAGUUGUUUUUUUCUCUCGCGUAUCAGAAGCCAUUCCGAUGUUCCGAAUCAAAAAAUUCUCCGUGGAGCAACCUUUGAUGCGGUUCUGACGGCUGUUUGUAAUCGAAUCAGUGACGCUUUCAGACACAUUUGGUCAUAUAAUCCCAUUUUGAAGCCCAGGAAAAAAAAAAAUGACAAUUUUUCCUCUUCAAAAUUCUGUUUUGAUCUCUGGCAUUAUCGAGGUGAUUAAAAACAGAUCUAAUUGAUUAAUUGAGAGAAAGGACGAACAAGAAACGGGCUGAGACGUUUUAAUCAAAACGUAUAUUUUUGAAGUUAUAUAAUCUUGUUAGAACUUUCAAAAAGUCAUCUGAAUGAAGGUUAUCUUUUUAAGCAUAUCCAGUUUUCUUCUGUAUUUUUUUGUACUACUUUUUACCAAGAUUUACUGGUAGCGCUUGGAAUGGCUCAACGCGUCGCGGUCGCGCUGCGGCUCGAGUCAAAAUCCGAAUCUGUUUCGGGAUCCUAGGCGCGCAAGUCACUAGGAGGUCGGUCAUAACCAAGACGUUCCUGACCCUAAAUACUCACUUUACACCCUUUCGAGAGCAGUUUUUCGUGUCUAUCACCCUUAUUUUUUUUCGGUAGAUUUAAUUACGGAACCGCGAAUUGCAGAAGAAGAUUCCCACGACGACGAUGUACGAGUCGAUGCCACUCGUGGCGUCAUCGAUGACGUCAGACGAGAAACCGAAGACGUCACUUUUAAGCGUGAACGUCGGCGGUCGACGUGCCAAAUUACCUGCAGAGUUGGUCAGUUUUUAUCUUUGAGACUUCACAAAACUUGGAUUUUUAUUCUCGAAAAAAUUCGGGUCGCUUUUCAAUCGAAAAAUCUGGUUCUUUUUGAGCUUGAAACUAGUUUUUAAUCGUCUAUUAUAAUAAAUUGUGGAUACUGAAAGUCGGAGCACGUUUCAAACCAAAAAAUAGUUCUUUGACGAUCUCAAAUCUCACCAAAAAGUAUCAAAUUUGAUGUUUAAACAUUUUUGUUUUCUAAUAAUUUAUCAGUAGUUGGUCGCUUUUUGAGCUGUCUGUGUUGUUUUUCAUUAUUUGGUUGAAAAGGACAGGGCUCGAAGAUUGAUUAAAGAGCGUUUGAAAUGCAUAUUAAAAAUAAAUGAGCUUUGAUUUCACUCGAGCGGUUUUGCUAGCUUAUGAGUCAUGGGGAAAGCUUUGAAAUGUUCUUGGAUUUUUGGGAAUUACAACUAAAAAGGCAUUUGUGAUUGGUUUCUGGAAGGUUUGGACGCUUUUUGAAGCAUUUUCGAAUGAUGAUGUACGCAAAUUCAAAAAAAUUUCAAUUCAUUAAUAAAUCAGAAUCAAAUCUUAUGAUGUUUAAAAUUUUGAAAGACGUUUUUGAAUAGUCUUCUAGACUCCAUUAGACUCCUUUUUCAUGUGUUUUUUUGUUCCAUUUUAACUAAUUAAAAAUAAAUCAUUCAAAAAUUUAGUUAUAAUCGGUUCGUAAAUACUUAUUUUCUCAGGUUUCACGCCGGCUUCCCUCUUCAAAACUGGCCGUUUUUUUGCGAAAAGACCCACGUCGAAAGGCUCACCGAGUGUGACGCUUUUUUCGACGCCGCGGCUGAAUAUUAUUUCGAAAGAUCGCCCGUUAUCUUUGAAUACGUCGUCGACUACUACGUCACAGGUUCGGAUUAGAAAAUUUUAGCUAAAAGGGCUGAUUAGGGAGUUUUUCCAGCUGAAAUUUUUGAAAAAACUUUUUCGAAGUUUACUUUAGGACCUCCCGAUUGCUGAGCAAGAUAAAAAUCUUGUAAAAGAUCUGAUUUCCAAGUUGAGAAGCUUCGAAAGUUGAAGUAGUGCUUUUUCGUCAUAUUUUACAUGAUUCGCCAACUUCAAAGCUUUGAAAAAAAGAUCUGUUGCUGGAAAAAUUUUUUUCUUUCGUUCAGGAGGUCUUGAAGUACAUUUCAGAAGCUCAAAUGAAGCCUAAAAAAACGUUACACAGUGAUAAUAAAUUUAAAAAAAUCAUUUAAACGCAAUGAAACUCUCACUUUUUUUAACGGGUACAGCUCCGAAAGUUUCAAAGCUCUUCCAAAAGAAUUAAAAAAACCUUUUUAUUCAUUUUUGGAUCUUAAUAAAGGUUCUUGUUGGAAGUUAUUUCAGUCAGGUUUCAGUGACUUCUCUUGAUUUUACUUCAAUUUUUUUCGAUUUUUUUCCACUCUGUAAUUAAAAAAUUUGGUUAUGAAUAAUAUUUAGCCACCUUUGAAAAUUGCGGUCCCUACUAAAAAUAAGGUCUUUCGCAAGAUAUUUUGAAUCCCAUUUUUCUUGAAAACAGCCUCGUUUUUUUUUAAACAAUCUCUUUAAUACGCGUUUCUUGACUUUUUUCAAAGACAAGGGCUGAAAUUCCAGGAAAACUGCACCGACCGAUGGACAUUUGCCCGAUUCGACUUCGUUAUGAGCUCGAUUUCUGGCGAAUCCCAACCCACUACAUGUCGCCUUGUUGUAUGCUCGAGGAGAACAACAAUCUUGCAGCAAAAGCUCGGAAUGAAAAGGUUUUUUCAUUUUUCUUGUGGAAAGGCACUUUAAAAUGUUCAGGCUUACGCAGAUUCCUCCCUUCCCGCUUCAUGUUUCGAAAAGGUUUGGUGUGGACCCGCUAGAUUAAAGGUGAGUCUCGAGAAUCUCGAAAAAAAAAGGAAUUAUUCUAAUUUUAGUUCUACCGAUUGCUGGAAAACCCUCGAAGUUCCACUGGCGCCAAAGUUUUCUCAUUCGCCUCGGCCUUUUUCGUCCUCUUGUCCUUAUUAGGUGAGGGUAAUAGUUAUAAAUAGCGAUGGAAUUUGUUCUGUUAAGGCUUAAUCCUGAGCUCGAUGCCUGAGCUUCAAGAUCAUAACAAGGAGCCGCACUACGUCCUGCACUGGCUCGAGAUGCUGUGAGUUGGAAGAAAUGAGAAAAAAUUUCAAAAAGUUUGAAGAGAGUCAAGGAAUAAUGAAUCGCCUUGAUAAAACAAACAAAAAAGUGAGGUUUCGGGAGAACUUGAAGAAUAAGUUCAGGCGACUCUUAAAUCUGAUACACGACUUGAAAUUCUAUGAUCACAUGGCGAAUGGUUCAAAGAAUCAAGCCGUUUCGAGUCGGCUGCAUAAAAAAAAACGCCGCGAGCCGUUUAUAGUGAGAUCAUCGAAUUUAAAUGGGAAUAAUUCAAACGGAAUACUAUGAUUUCAAUGUCGAGAAGGUUUUUUAAUAAAAAUCAAUGAAACAUCAAAGUCAAUAAAGUCCAAAAAAUCAACUCAUGGAAUUUUUUAUUCCAAAACAGAAACUUGAACUUUUACAAGAAGAUUUUAAAUGCGACUUUUCACGACUUCCGGCUACAGUAAGCCUCAAAAGGGGCGGAGCUUGAAAAAACCUUGUUUAAAAGUUUUGUAUACUUUUGUAGUUGGUGUGAUAGAAAUAUGAGCUCAAAAAAAGCAACAUGCAUUUUUUGUGCCCACUGUUUUUGAAUUUCAACGAUUCUCUCGAAGAACGUGUGUUAAAUAAUAAUUUAGCUUAUAAUUUUUCAGUUGCAUGGUUUACUUCACUUUGGAAUACAUUGCUCGAUUGGUUGUCAAUCCAAGAAAAGUAAGUAUUUUGAUUUUAUUUUUCUUCGAAAAUCCUAUUUAAAAUAGACUAACUUUAUUACAUAUUUCAAGAUUUUUGAACUUUCAGGGCCUUCAGAAAAAAAUGCUCUCUAAAGAGUCUAGACAUCAAAUAUUCACUUCUACUAGAAAAAAACCUCUACUUCUAUUUUUCAGGGCGACUUUAUCCGAUCGCCUCUCAACAUUAUCGAUCUCCUCACGAUUCUUCCUUUCAUGAUCGAAGCUUUCAACGAACUUCAGUGGAUGAAAGAGUUCCGAGGUUCGAGAGCAAGAAAAAAUAUUUUGAAUUCAAAAUUUAUAGGAGCAAUGUUGGUGGUUCGAGUGAUGAGACUGGCCAGAGUAGCUCGGAUUUUCAAAUUGGCGCGCUACAGUACCGGACUGCGGGCAUUCGGAGAGACGAUGAAGAAAAGCGCCGCAGAAUUGAGCAUGCUCGGCAUGUUCCUCGUUACUGGUUAGUGGAAAAAGCAAAACAGAAGAUGAAAAAUAAGCCGCCUUUAUGGCGGUAUUUUCGCUCCAAUGAGAAUCUUUUUUCGAAGCGGAUCUGCUCUCGGAAAUUGGUAACGCGAAACAGAUGUGCUCCGGACGUUUCUGGGCGAUUCUAGGGAUCACUUAAGAGUUCUGAGGCGAGCUCGGACCUUGGUAAUGCAAACCGGACGCGCCCGGACAUGUCGGAGCAUUUCUAGUGACCACUUUAGUAGUUUUAGCACUUUUAAGGGAUCCUAAAACUGCUCAGAAGCGUUCAAGGCGCGUCCGGUUUGCGUUACCGAAGUUUCUGAGCAUUUCUAGUGACCAAUUUAGUAGUGUCCGCGCUCUUAAGUGAUUCCUAGAGUUGCUCAAAAGCAUUCGGAGCACGUCCGCUUCGCCUAACCGAGGUCGAAAUUUCGCAUUUUCUAAGAAACUUUUGGACGAAUCUUAAAAAUUCCUGAUAGUCGGAAAAAAUUUCAACAACGGAACUUUUCGAUAGAAGAGCUUUUUUUCAAGAUUUUAUAUCUGAUUUUUCAACUUUAAAAUUCCAGGAAUCAUGCUUUUCUCCACCGCCAUCUAUUUUUUCGAAAGGGACGAGCCAAACUCGAAGUUCUACUCGAUUCCGGCGGCUUGUUGGUGGUGUAAGUUUCAUUUUUCAUUUUUUAAUCGAACUCACAAAAAAGCUAAGAAAAUGUUUCAGGCGUCAUCACAAUGACAACUGUCGGUUAUGGCGACUUGGUCCCGGUUACUGCAGGUAUAUUUUUGGAAAUAUUAAAAAAGGAAAACAAAUGAAGAGAAAGAAAAAUCAUUAUCGGAAUUGAAUACAUAUUUGAAAAAAAAUAGUCUCGAGAAGAAACAACAAAUUUUUGUUUUUGGCUCGGGCCCACGCCUCAAAACACUAACAACCUUUUUCCCAGGCGGAAAAGUCGUGGCAGCACUGGCAUCAGUCUGCGGCAUCAUUGUACUGGCCUUCCCGAUCUCGAUGAUCAUCGACAAGUUCGCCGAGUCGACUGGCGGCUGGAACGGGUCCUACGACGAAGAGGAACACGUCCUGCCUGGAAGUGCCGGCAGCGCCAAGAAAAAAAGCAAACGAUACGUCGGAUUCUAA
Messenger RNA from Caenorhabditis auriculariae, 7180 nucleotides. NCBI's taxonomy places the organism in Eukaryota, Metazoa, Nematoda, Chromadorea, Rhabditida, Rhabditidae. The record is from the annotation of a GenBank genome assembly.